AUGGGUAAACAAGGUAUACAAAGUACCUUGAAGAAAGUGGACACAGAACCUGAGAUCCCAGACAUGGACAAGAUAUGGGACACCUUAUAUUUGGGCGAAAUGAGCGGCGCGCUGGACGAAAAGCAGAUACUCUGGUAUAACAUUAAGACAAUCGUAACUGUGAUGGAAGAGCCCAUAGACAACCGGUUCCACUGCGAGGGCGUCGCCUAUCACUGGAUCAAAGCCGAAGAUUAUGAAGAAGAGGAUCUAUUGACCCACUUUCACGAGGCCUACGAUAUCAUCGACGCGGCGGUGACGGCCAAGACGGGGGUUUUGGUGCACUGCAGGGCUGGCAUAUCGCGGUCGGCGACGAUUGUCAUCGCAUACCUGAUGCGAAAGCUCCAGAAGCCGUACAAAGAGGUUCGAGCGUUGGUUAGAUCGCGCCGGGACUGCAUUGAGCCCAACGACGGGUUUGUCGAUCAGUUACUGCUGUUUGAGUCGAUGGCCUACCGGUUGGACGCUAACAAUUGCCACUUCAGACAAUAUCUGCUGCAAACACUGAUGAUGUCACCCGAUGCCCGGCUGAUGCUAUACUACGAGCGUAUGUCUGUGGCCGAGAAGUUGACCCCAGACUUGGAUUAUGGCCCGCAGUAUGUGUGCACCGGUUGUGACGAAGGGCUGUUCAAUGAGAUACAUGUGCUUAAGAAUGACGGCUCAGAUAUGUAUAAAAAUAUGAAGGUUUGCGGCCGAGUAUUCAUUGAACCCCAGCGAUGGAUGGGUUGGACUAAAGUGACCGAAACGGUCAUUAGAUGCCAGACGUGUGGCCAACUGGUGGGACGGGUGGGCCCGACAUAUCCCGUGAUUGACUGCCAAUGCGGACACCAUAUGGAUGUGGACUCACCUCUUAAGGUGGAGAUGACGGCAAACAUGUUUAAAAAAAUCUGA
Molecule: messenger RNA, 924 nt
Organism: Medioppia subpectinata
Lineage: Eukaryota; Metazoa; Arthropoda; Arachnida; Sarcoptiformes; Oppiidae
Source: the annotation of a GenBank genome assembly